This is a messenger RNA of Acanthosepion pharaonis, 1473 nucleotides long. The record is from the annotation of a GenBank genome assembly. Lineage: Eukaryota; Metazoa; Mollusca; Cephalopoda; Sepiida; Sepiidae.
AUGCUCAGUGGUGAUCCUCAGACACCAGCUUAUGCAGCUUUAGAUCACAUACAUAAAAUACCAGAUUUCAAUACCAGUUACCCGAAGAUCCCAGUACAUUCUGUUAGCUAUUCUGAUGCAGAGGUUCUCAUGAGGAAUCUGACGGGCAACCAUAUGGGAGAUGCCUGGCUUGGUGGAUUAGACAUCAGCUAUAAUACAGGCCCAGGCUACAUGGAACCAAAUAAUAACAGAGUGGUGAAAUUAUCAGUGAACAAUCAGAGGUCAAGAAGAGACAUCAGCAACAUAAUAGGAGUCAUCAGAGGAAAGUAUGAAAAAGAUAAAUAUGUUAUUGUUGGUGCUCAUGUUGACUCCUGGACACAGGGUGCAGUAGAUUCCGGCAGUGGUUAUGCCAUUCUUAUGGAACUGGUCAAGUCAUUCUCGAAUGUUAUGAAAAAUGAAGAAUGGAGACCACGACGAACCAUUAUAUUUGCAUUGUGGGAUGCAACUAAAUAUGGCCAUAUUGGAGCCUAUGAGUGGGUGCAGGAAUACAGUAAACAGCUCAGCAGUGGUGCUGUAGCCUAUAUAAAUCUUGAUGCAGUCAUCAGAGGUAACCACAGUUUCUUUGCUGCUGCAAGCCCACUUUUGGUAGGUUUGAUCAUGAAUGCUACCAAAACAGUCAGCUGUCCAUUUGCAGAACCAGGUUCAAAACAUACAGUCUAUGACACUUGGCUUAAUAAUUUCCCGAAUAUAGAAAAAACGCGUCCAAAUAUUUCCCAGCUUCAUGGUGAUGGUGACCACUCCCCUUUCAUCUACCAACUGGGGAUUCCAUCUCUGGCACCAGCAUAUAUGUACAACCAAGAUGUUUAUCCAUACCUGCCCACCUAUCCAGCAUAUAAUACAUUGGUUGAUACAUUUGACUACCUGAGAGAUUUCAUUGACAAAAACCUCACCCUUCACAUGACAGUGGCCAAAGUUGUGGCUGAGGUCAUCCUUCGCCUUUCUGACUCUUUAAUUCUUCCCUUGGAUGUCAACAACUACGUGUGGCAUGCACUCAAUGUGGGCCGUGAAAUGCUUGGACGUUUUAACAAAACAUAUGAGCAGGCAGGAAUCUCAUUGAGUACACUAUACCGAGCAAUGGACAACUUCUCGAGGGCUGCAGAUGAUUUCUUCCAGUUAUACCGAGACUUACCAGUCAAAAAUCUCAGUGAAUACGAAAUACAUUUAAUCAAUCAUCAGCUGAUUCGUCUGUCUCGAGCGUUUAUAGUCGACCGUGGUCUUCCUGGCCAGCCCCAUUACAAAAAUGUUCUGAUGUCACCUCACCCGGACAAUAUAAAUGAACAACUUAUAUUUCCUGGAGUGAUUUCAGCAACAAUGACCGGAGAGAGUAGUGGAGAUUUCACUACCCUUAAGGAGCAACUGGCAGUCCUAGUGCUUGCUUUCCAGACGGCGCAGGAUGUUCUAAGUGAUGGCCUCAUUGGUCGGGAUGAAUGGUAA